This is a messenger RNA of Galendromus occidentalis (western predatory mite), 2740 nucleotides long. RefSeq lists its product as uncharacterized. The transcript is spliced from 6 exons. NCBI's taxonomy places the organism in Eukaryota, Metazoa, Arthropoda, Arachnida, Mesostigmata, Phytoseiidae. The record is from RefSeq and is a predicted model, not a curated record. Bases 149 to 2419 code for a protein of 756 amino acids.
CAGCGCGGAUUUCCAGUGGCGGUUGUUGAUUCAAUCCGAAGCAAUUGACAAUUGAAAGCACCCACUCGCUCGAUUCUCCCCUGGGAAGACCAUCUCCGACUUGUGAUUCUGGACAGAGAUUUCAGGAGUAUCAAUCAUUAGGGAGAUCAUGUCGGGAUCCUUCACACUUCAGGCUACGGACGCAGGGCUUCCGGAAGACUCCGGGCUAAAGUCCGUCAUGAGUUCGUUUGAGGAGCGCAUUCCUUCCCAAAGCGGAACUCCCAGUGUGGAGUUCGUAAAAUCUGGGACUGCCCCAGAGAAAGACAGAUCUGUGACUCCGACAGCCGGAGCUGACGAAAACAGCUGUCCGAAUGCUGAAGUGAUCGCACAGGGCGCCGCAGAGGUCCGCAAAUCUGCGAGUCCGGCAGACGAGCACGGCGAUUUGACGGAGGUAGAGCACCAAGGCCCAGCGAUCACUGACGGGCGAUCCAUCGGGGACGUCCCGAGUGCAGAUUGCCUUCACGACGUCAGCAUGAUGAGCGUCGACGGACACAUGUCCGUCGAUCUCGGACCUGAGCCGCCCACUCUCGAACUUGCUCCCGAAUCUGGCGGGAGUGACAACCCUCUUAAAAAGGAGGAUUUGUCUUCACGAUGUUCGAAUCCGUCUGAGGACCCAGCGUCCACAUCGCGCUCGAAUUGCGAGAACGAAAACUUCAACUUGACUGCGUCGCUACCGUCACGAGGGUCAAGCGUCCUGACGCCUGUUAACAAGAGCGCCUUGUCGGCACGCAUUUCGUCUAUUUGUGAUGACGAAGACGACUUAUUCCUUACCCCGACACAAGGAACUGCUGGGGACAGCGCGCACAAGCAAGCUAGGUCGUCUUACGAGGCAUCUCCGGUCAAUGAGAAGGCGGAUCUCAACGGAACUUUCGACAAGCCCGAGCCGGAAGUGUCGCUCGUCGAAUCCAAAGCGAACGAGACCUUCGACAAAGAACCCUCAAUCGUAGAGGACGCCAUCCCCCGAAUCCGGGUCUCGAGCAGUGGAUCGCCAGAUCUGGAUCUGAGAUUGGAUUCGACUUGUCAGCCUGAGGAAAGCAAGGCCGCCGCAUCGUGUCUGCUCAACGAACAAAUGUCCACUCCGGUCAGGAGACAGGCUCGAGGGACUUUCACGUACGACGGAAUCGGCGAGAAAGACUGCGAAGAUUUCCCAGAACAAACUCGACUCUCGGGGGAACAGCCUGCUCAAGAGGAGGAUACGAGCCUCCUGAAAGAGAAACGGAAGUCUUCUUCUUUCGCCAAAAGAACCAGCAGUAUUCUAGAACUGAGCUUCGUCUCAUCGCCGAAGAGAGGAAACUUCCAGAUGAAAACACCCUCAGCUGCGGACAGGAGUACUCGUUCCAGCUUGAUCAAUUUCAACGAAUCGAUCGCUUUCGAUUUUUCCGCCGCUGCGAAAUCUGCUGAAGUGAACGGGGGCGUUGCUGAGAUGGGCUCUUUCGUCUUCGCCUCUAGCUCGGGUCUCCCGGUUGCGAAAUCUGAUGAUCCCUUCGACUUGAGUACCCUGGAGAAGACGAACAAGCUCAGCGUGACGAAAGACGAGAAAUUCACCCGCGUCUCAUUCAUCGCCAUGUUCGAUCCAAUCAAAGUCCACGAUGGCCAGCAGGAGCCUUCAGUCGACAAGAUGGAACCUCCUGCGACUGUUCCGGGAAGGAAGUCCUCCAUUUUCUCUUCACACAGGGCAUCGGUGAGCUCACCUCUGAUCAAAGGUCUGCCGACGCCGGUUUUCGUCAAGCCCAAGGCUGCCAAGUCUGUCCUCAAAGCUGUCGGGGUCCAGACCGACGAAAUAUGCGAGCAACCGACGCCAACCCCAGCACCAUCAAUCGAUGACGAUGUCGCGUUCGAGUUGGUCAGGUUGAACCAGACCCUGGAAAGUCAGGCAAAAGCUCUCUCAACUUAUGAGCAAGUUGUCACGAAGCUUUUCGAUGCGCGUCGGAAAACACUUGAGAACCCCGCGGAAGACCCAAAGUCCAAAAUUCGCUUGGACGAAGAGCUCGAGCGUAAUAAACGUCUCGAAGACGCUGUGAGAUCCAUGGAGAAUUCGAUGCACUCUACUCUGAUGCGGAUGCAAGAAUUCAGAAUCGCCAACGAAGAUUUGCGCAAGGUUGUCGAGGAACAGCGGACAGCUCUCGUCGACACCCGCUCCGAGCUGGACGCCUGCCAGAAACAGUGGCAGGAGGAAAUCAAUGAUCGAGACGAGUCUCUCCAGAAGCUCGGAGUCCAUCUCGACGAAACCAAUCGUGCUCAUGAGAAAUCGGUAUCGAUGUUGAAAUUGCAGCUCCAAGCUAAAGAAUCGGAGAUAGAGUCGUUGAAUAUGCAGAAUUCGAUCGCGCGUAAAGAAGUCGAUAGUCUACGGGGCUUGGUGAACUCGAUGAAAUUACAAUAGGUUUCUUUGUAAAUUGUCUCAGCCGAACCACAUGACGCACUCGAUCGAUCUAGCGUCCGAUAUACAAGUGAUGCGUGUGGGCAUCAAGCCUCUUAUGUCAUUGGGAGUCCAUCUAGGAUUGCCGACACGGAAAAGCGGCGUGCCGGAGCCGCUACGGUGAACUGCGACCGGGUGACGGUGUACACACUCCCAGAAAAUGUCUCGCACUCGUACGAUCCCUGACGCGACCGCUGAGUCAAGUUGGUCGCUGUUUCGGACAUCUCCACGUGGUGAGCAGUUGGUUAUGCAUCGUUCAAAAUGAGUAAAUCUCACAUAUUUUAA